Molecule: messenger RNA, 874 nt
Organism: Cydia amplana
Lineage: Eukaryota; Metazoa; Arthropoda; Insecta; Lepidoptera; Tortricidae
Gene: SPZ1
Product: protein spaetzle
Exons: 5
Coding region: 166-864 (232 amino acids)
Biological process (GO): central nervous system formation; innate immune response
Cellular component (GO): extracellular region
Molecular function (GO): Toll binding; growth factor activity
Source: RefSeq, a predicted model, not a curated record
UUAAGAGAAUGGGUCGAUCAGGUUACGCAGCGGAUAAGCGAACGAGAAGAUAAUCAAGCUACGCAGCAGAUAAGCGAAAGCGACCAAGCUACGCAGCGGAUAAGAGAAUGGGUCGACCAAACUUCGCAAAGGUUGAGCGAACGAGACGAUCAAGCUACACAGAGAAUGAGUGAACGCUCACUUCCCCUGGACAGCGGUCGACAGAGGCUACAAGAGUUGCAAAGAAGGAGGUUUAAUCAGGAAGAUGAGGGUCCUAGAAUCGUGACUGUAAAUAAAAAUUCGGGGUUUCAUUCGACGCCUAGAAAAGGCGUGGUGCCGGACCCGGUAGUAUCGCCGGACGUAGUGGUGUUCCCGGGCCCGAGCCGGCGCUCCGACCAAACGCAGUUCGUCCCCAGCGUGCCGGAGGAGUGUCUGCGCACCGGCAUCUGCGAGGACUUGCCCGGCUACCCGGAGGAUCGAGUCGCCGCCAUCAUUGAGAAGCUCGGCAACGCGACGGACAAGUACAAGGUGGACGAGCUGGACACGCCUGAAAUAGCGCAGCGAAUCGGCCCGCCGGAGGAAAUGGAGCUCUGCGAGUUCUCGCUUAAGGUGGUAGUACCGAAGGCGGCUCCGGACAAAGACGGCAAUUGGCACUACAUCCUGAACCAGAAGGACAAGCCUUUACAGGGCUUCCAUGUUGAAAUAUGCAAAGAGGAUAAAUCCCCCUGCGCGAAGCUAGCGCACUUCUACUCGGGCUACGAAGCCAGCUGCAAGCAGAAGUACAUGCUGCGGUACAUGGCCGGCCUGAACGCCAACGGCGAGAUGGUCGAGAAGGCUUUCAAGCUGCCUAGCUGCUGCUCUUGCGUGGUUCGACAAAUAGAUUAAAGUCCGUCUG